Messenger RNA from Closterium sp. Yama58-4, 2616 nucleotides. The record is from the annotation of a GenBank genome assembly. NCBI's taxonomy places the organism in Eukaryota, Viridiplantae, Streptophyta, Zygnematophyceae, Desmidiales, Closteriaceae.
AUGCGUUUAAAAAGGCUGGAAGCGGAAUUAAAGUCCUCUCUUGAACUCAAGAAGCGAGAAGCUCAAAAGUACAGCUCUGAAAGAGAUACUUUGGUGAAACAAGCACAAUCAUCGCAGGCAGCAUAUCAUGUCAAAGAAAAAGAAUGCGAAGAGCUUGCUUCAACACUUAUGCAAAGACAAGUGGAGGUGGAAAACUAUAAGGAAGACAUGAAGCAGCUUGAGCUCUCCAACACGUCCUUGUCGAAGGAGAUCUCGCGCCACCAGGCCAACAUAAAGUUAUUACAGACAACCUUGGAACACAGAAAUGACGAAGUGAAAGAGCUCAAAGCUCAUGUCGAUCGACUGUCAGCGGAGCUGGUUGCACUUGAUAGUGUGAACGCACUGUCAACGCGGAAUGCAGAUGCCAUUCUGAGCCAGUUGAGCUCUUCAAAUGUAAGGCUUCAAGAAGAGAGGAUCAAAAGGGAAGAACUUCAACAGGAGCUGCAUGAAGCACGCAAGGAGUGUGAACAGUUGCAAACCCGGGUUCAGCAAAUGGAACAACAAUCAAAAGAGGCAGAAGAAAAGUGGAAAAAGACCAUGUGCCAGCUUGAGUCCGAGCACGGUCAGUCCAAGGAAAAAAUAAGUCAGCUCCUGACAACAUUGCAAGACUUGGAGGCCAGAGCCAAGGAAUCUGGGAGCGAAAAAGAGGAGCUUCAAAAUCAGCUGGCUGCAUUGGAAGAUAAGGACAGGAAUACAACACAGGAGAAGGAAGGAUUGCAAGCCGAGUUGCAGUGCUUAACCACUGAGUUGAAAAGCACCAAGGAGUCCUUGGAAGCGAAACUAUUUAUGCUUACGACAGAAAAUCAGGAGCUAUCUGCAGCUGUUGCAGCGAAGACAGAAGCUGAAGCCCAGCUCGUCUCUAGGAACAAUACACUGAAAGAGAACCUUGAGGCGAAUGAAGCUGCAUCGAGCCAGAUGAAGGAACAAAUUGAGACACUUGAAAAGGACUAUAAGGAGUGUCAGGAGAAGCUGAUGUCAGCAGAGAAGCAAGCAAAGGAUCUGAAGAGGGACUACCAAAGGCAGAUGCAAUCAAAGCAGCUUGAACUGCAGAAACAUCUGCAGGAAAUUUCAAGGCGCAAUAAUCUCGCUAUGGCGGAGAUGCGGAAAGAAUUCGAGGCAGAGGCAACAAGGAGUGUGGAUGAAGAGCGGAAAAAGGCUCAAGAUGCACUUGAGAGCGCCAAGAAAAACCUUCAGAACCAAUUGGCAGAAGAGAAGGAGAAGUAUGGGGCCAGGAUCAAAACCCUCCUUGAGAAAAAUAAGUCACAGGUUGAGUCAAAGCUUCAAUCUACAGAGGAUUUGGUUACGAGAUUAAAGCUCCAGCAGAGCGAAGAGAUGGCGACUGCAAGAGCGUUGAUGGAGCAACAACAUGCAGAGGCCAUUGCAUCAUUGACGGAAGAGCUGGAAGGGAGGAUUGAGCUGGCCAAGACAGAACGUGAGGAAACCCUUAGGAUUCAGUUAGAAGAAAUGACACGUCAAUCCACCGAGCUCAAGGAAAAGUUGACAUCUAUGGAUCGGGAGUAUCAAGAGUUACAGGAGGUACACAGGGUUGAUAUGGACAAGCUGAAGGAAAUUAAUGACCUGCGACAGUCAGAGCUACAAUCAAGGCUUCGAGGAAUGGAAAAGAAGUGCAAGCAACAGCAGGAAAACCAUGAAGGCAUGCUGCGCAAUUUGCAUGACGAGCUAGAGCGGUGCUUGGCAGAGGCACAGGAGAAGCUGGAGAAAGCUGAAAAGAAAUGCACGCGACUUGAGGAGGAAAGCAGGGCCCGUGAAGCUCAACUCAAGGAGAGUUAUGAGCAACAAAUUGAGGAGUUGCGACAGAGUGAGAUGAGAUUGGAAGAGGAAUGCGCAACAACAAGAGUUGAGGCGGAGGGUCAUAUCAGCAGACUAAAGAUGGAACACGAGAACAUGCUGAACAAGAUCAACAUGGAGCAUGAGGACAGUCUUCGAAAGACUCAAAUGGAGCACGAGAACGUCAUCAAGAAGAAAGAUCUGGAGCACGACAGCAUCCUUAAAGCUAUGAAGCUGGAUCAUGAGAACGCACUGAAAACUCAGCGGAUGGGCUUUGACAGUUCUUUGAGGAAGAGGAAGCUAGAACAAGAAUCCCCUUUUAAGUCACAACGUGACAGCCUGACAGAGGAAACGGCUAAGUCAGGUGAAGCCAAGGAAGCCAUGGAGGCUAAGGAUGUGGAAUCAGGCAAAAGUCAAGCUGCACCGCAUCUGGAAAAGAAGUUGGAAGACUCCACUCCUGCGUCCAAUGGAGCAGCUGAAACACAGAAUCUUACUGCAUCGAAGACACUGAAGUCACGGAAAAAACUUUCGGGGAAGAAGUUGAGGCUCCAACCAGCAAUAUCUACACAACAGCAGGAUCUUGCUUUGGACGCAAAAGCUGCUACUUCCAAACAGUUGGAUUUCGUCACCAAAGCUACAUCUACGUUUUCCAAGAAGAAGAAGCUGAAGCACAUGGAAGCCGACUAUAAGCCUUAUGAUUCCAAGGUGGACUUCACUAAGGUUACGACUGGAUACAAUGCUGACUGGCAGGUUUCUGAAGUUAAUGUGGAUGACCCCUACGCCUUCUAA